AUGUGCUCUUUGAUAGGCGCUGGGAUGGUUUGCGUCGAUGACUAUGGCUUGCCCGGUAAUUUGCCUUUGUCUUCUCCAAAAUGCAAGCGUAUGGCCCUGGGGGACGACUUCAAGGUGCGCCUUGGCGACGACUGGUUGGGAUUAUAUCUGAACGUGACCGGUGGUGAGUCUCGGCGCCUACGGCAUUCGUUUGUAUCUCAUGCCUUGCUCCUUGUGCCACAGACAAGCUCAAGCUGAGGCGCACGGCCGUGCUGAACGCUGUCUACGACAUCGCCCGUGACCUCGGCGGCGUUCCUGCCGAAUACCUCUCUGCAAGCACAGGGUGUGCAUACAAAGAAGCGCGAGCCAAUCUGUCAAUCAUGCGCGGGUAA
Molecule: messenger RNA, 371 nt
Organism: Ceraceosorus bombacis
Lineage: Eukaryota; Fungi; Basidiomycota; Exobasidiomycetes; Ceraceosorales; Ceraceosoraceae
Source: the annotation of a GenBank genome assembly